Messenger RNA from Nicrophorus vespilloides, 1078 nucleotides. RefSeq names its product probable ribosome production factor 1. The record is from RefSeq and is a predicted model, not a curated record. The transcript has 4 exons. The coding region runs from base 19 to 1029 and encodes 336 amino acids. NCBI's taxonomy places the organism in Eukaryota, Metazoa, Arthropoda, Insecta, Coleoptera, Silphidae. Gene Ontology annotation, cellular component: preribosome, large subunit precursor; nucleolus. Gene Ontology annotation, molecular function: rRNA primary transcript binding. Gene Ontology annotation, biological process: maturation of 5.8S rRNA; maturation of LSU-rRNA.
GUUUGGCUAUGUCAGUUUAUGUUUACUAACCAUACGUCCAACAUGGUUAAGCACGUGGAAGAAAUCGAAAUUAAAGAGGAGACGGAGGAUGAUCUGAAACCCUCUACUGAAGGUGAAGUGUUGAUGCCCCAAGAGACUUCGUUUGGUCUCAUCAGAAACAAAGUUGUCCGAAAUCAGUUUUAUAACAAAUACAAAAAGGAACAACAGAAGAUUAAAAGAGAUAUCAAGAAGAAGAGAGAGAUUGGUGGUGAGAAGAAGACCCCACAUACCAUUGAAUCAUUGCGAGUAAAAGAUGAGACAACUGUUGGUGAUUUGAAUGACGAAGACAAUGAGAUUAUUCGUGCUGAUUUGGAGCAGGAUGAAUUUUCAAAAUAUUAUGAAAACAGCUAUGUGCCUAAAGUGCUUAUAACAUAUGCAGAAAAUCCUGUUAGCAGGACUAGGACUUUUGGUAAAGAGUUGCAAAGGAUAAUCCCUAACUCAAGAAGAUUAUUGAGAAACCAUUUGGGAAUUAAACAAUUGGUGAAGGAAGGUAUUAAGAAGGAAUUCACAGAUAUUUUGAUUAUCAAUGAAAACAGGAGGCAACCGAAUGGUUUGUUAGUCAUUCAUCUACCAAAUGGCCCAACAGCCCACUUUAAAUUGUCAAGUCUAAAAUUAACAACUGACAUGAACAAAGAUUAUAAAAGGAUCAGUUUGUACAGGCCUGAAGUUAUUUUGAAUAAUUUUUCGACUAGACUUGGUUUGGGUAUUGGACGCAUGCUAGGAGCCCUUUUCCAUUAUAAUCCUGAAUUCGUUGGUCGCAGAGCUGUAGCCUUCCACAAUCAGCGAGAUUACAUAUUCUUUAGACAUUAUUUGUAUGAGUUUGAUAAAGAUGGAAAGAGAUCGAAACUGUUUGAAACAGGGCCAAGGUUCACUCUGAAACUAAGGUCAUUGCAGAAAGGUACAUUCGAUAGUAAAUAUGGUCAGUACGAGUGGAUCAUCGAGGGCCGAAGACACGACUUGGAGAGCAACAGAAGACGUUUCCAUUUGUAAACAUUUGAAAGAAAAACUAAUAAAGAUUUUAAUAAUGUUAAGGUUUAAA